Heterobilharzia americana is the source of this 1750-nucleotide messenger RNA. The record is from the annotation of a GenBank genome assembly. Lineage: Eukaryota; Metazoa; Platyhelminthes; Trematoda; Strigeidida; Schistosomatidae.
AGAUAGACAAAAAUCAAUAGACAGGAAUAACAAGAUACAUUUGUGAAAAAUAUUGGUUAAUAUUAGCCUAGGAUUUCACUCAAUGAUUGCUCAAAUUAAUUGUUCAGUCUGUACUGUGUGAAACGUUUCUGUUCAUUGGUCAGUACCCAAUGUUGCUAUAAUUGAUGGUUUGCUGUUAAAAGAAGAUACUCACCCACGUAAUGAACUACUCAUUAGUGAAACCAGUUGAUUGGCAGUUAAAAUGAAAUGAAAGUGAAUAAAAUAUGAGAAAAUCAGCUUUGUCAUUGACACUGAUGAUGAUAUUCACAAUGAAACUUAUGAUAUUUCAAAUAUAUUUGUUUAACGGAGUAUUUACAUCACCAUAUCGUCAAACAAAAUAUUUAUAUUUGAAGGAGGCUAAGCGAUAUCCAAUAAUACUAAUACAUGGAAUCGGAGGAACACAAGCACACUGUCGACUGAGAGACUCUGAAUCACACACGAAACGCUUUAUCGUAUGGAUUCGAGUUUUAUACUUCCUUCUACCUGAAAAGUUGUUAUCUUAUAUGGGACUAUCAUAUAACCCUACGUCGAAAACAACACAUGAACGCGGUAUCUGUGAUGUUGAAUUCCCUGGUUUUGGUGAUACAUGGGCAAGUGAAUAUUUAACUGAAGAAAAAUAUGCUCUAUCAAGUUAUAUGAAGCAACUUGUUGAUGGUUUGGCUGAAGAUAGAUAUUUUGUGCGAAAUAAGACAAUACGUGCUGCACCAUACGAUUUUCGCAGGUCACCGAAUGAAAACGCUAAAUACUUUGAUAAAUUGAAGCAGCUUGUUGAGGAGACAUAUAGGAAUGGCGAUAACCGUCCAGUAUACUUACUUGGACACAGUUUGGGAUCAUUAUAUUCUAUGUAUUUCCUCAAGCGUCAAACGAAAGAUUGGAAGAAAAAAUAUGUCAAGGGAUUUAUAUCUGUUUCAGGUCCGUUUGGUGGAUCUGUGGAAGCGUUAUAUGCUGAAGCUUGUGGUGACAAUUUCGGAAUACCCCUUCGUAGUACAUUAGCUUUCCGAGAAGUUGAACGUUCUUUUCCUGCAAUGGCAUUCCUCCUGCCAGAUCCACGUUUAUGGCCAGACGAUGAGAAGAUUAUCAUAACUGCAAAUAAAAAUUAUUCAGCAUUCGAUAUGAAAGAGUUUUUCGAUGAUAUUUCCUUUCCUUCGGGUUACGAAAUGAUGCAAGCUGCUAAACAAUCAAUUGAUACAUUUGAACAACCUACAGACGUUGAAAUCUAUUGUAUUUACAGUAUUCAAAUGCCUACAAUAUCACAGAUGAUAUUUAUGCCAUCUGGAAAGUUUCGUUCAACAUUUCCUAAUCAGAUACCAAGAAUCAAAUAUGGCGAUGGAGACGGUAUGGUAGGCACCCGAAGUUUAUCUGUAUGUAAUAACUGGAAAUCUAUCAACUUGUUCAUAUUGAAACGUAGCACACAUGAAGAUAUUUUGAAAGAUGUCCGGUUAAUUAGAUAUGUGAAAAAAGUAGUUACAUCUGACUGAAGUAAAACGAUACUUUAGUAGUCGAAAUAAUCUCAGAACGAAUCUUAAUAAUAAACCUCUUUUGAAAUGUAGUAUGUUUUAGUAAAAACAAGAAUUUGAAAAAUUUUACUUUGUUUGAAUCUAUCUUCGAUGUCCAAUUUAGUUUUUUCAAUCUAUCUGAGUAAAUUGAAUCCUAUCGGAUGCAUUUUUUUUAACGCACUGUAUAAUCAGGGAAUAAAUUGAUAAUUUGUCGC